This is a messenger RNA of Lachancea thermotolerans CBS 6340, 1713 nucleotides long. RefSeq names its product ribosomal RNA-processing protein RRP9 (gene RRP9). The transcript has a single exon. Gene Ontology annotation, molecular function: snoRNA binding; protein binding. Bases 1 to 1713 code for a protein of 570 amino acids. Lineage: Eukaryota; Fungi; Ascomycota; Saccharomycetes; Saccharomycetales; Saccharomycetaceae. The record is from RefSeq and is a predicted model, not a curated record. Gene Ontology annotation, cellular component: small-subunit processome.
AUGGCUCGAACUAAUGUUGAGAACAGGAAGCGCAAGAGAUCUGGAGCCCCAGAUCCUCGUAGUAAUUUGCCAGAUGAAGAAAUAACGGAGCCCUCAUCUAACGACGAGGGAAGCGAUGGAGAGGCGUCCUUGGGUGGAAACGAAAACGAAGAGAUAGAUUCAGAGGAGGAGUUCCAGCACGAAAAUGCGGCGGACAAGAGACGUCGGUUGGCCAAACAGUACCUGGAAAAUUUAAAGGCAGAUGCCAACGAAGUAGUUCUGCAGGGCGAAGCUCGCGUACAGGAGGAUGAAGCGCAGAUCAGCGAUUAUAACAACUUUGAUGCACGCGAUCUCGACCGCGAAAUUGUCGCCUCAAGAUUGAAGCAGGACGUCGCGGAGCAGCACGGCCGAAUCUAUCGUUUUAUAGGUGACAAGUUGCUGAUUAGCGAGGCAAAGAUCUCUUUUAGCAGGGUCGGUGAGAAGAAUCUUACUGCAAUCAGUUGCUACCAGCCCGUUAUCAACAAAUUCUCUCAUGAGGAAUCCCAGAACAAGAGCAAGGGGCGUAUGUUUGCCUAUACUGUGAGCAAGGACAUGUCUUUAACGAAGUACGACGUGACCGAUUUCAACGCGCGGCCCAAGAAACUGAAGUUCGCCAAGGGCGGCCGCCGCUUUAUUCCUGAAAGCAACUUCGAGUUCGAGAACACUACUGAAGGCCACUACGAUGAAAUUUUGACUUUAGCGGCCUCGCCGGACGGCCGCUACGUUGUCACUGGUGGGAGAGACAGAAAACUGAUUGUCUGGAGCACGGAGUCCUUGGCGCCAGUGAAGGUUAUCCCCACCAAAGACAGAAGAGGUGAAGUUUUGUCCGUUGUCUUCCGCAAGAACUCUGACCAACUCUACGCUGCAUGCGCGGACUACAAGAUUAGAACCUACUCUAUCAAUCAGUUUUCUCAACUCGAGAUUUUGUAUGGCCAUCAGGACCUUGUGGUGGGUAUUUCUGCACUAGGAAUGGAGAGAUGCGUGACAGUUGGGUCUCGUGACCGUACCGCGAUGCUUUGGAAGAUCGCCGACGAGACUAGGCUAACUUUUAGAGGUGGUGAUGACCCGGAGAGACUUGCGAAGAAAUGGAUCAAACAGCAUACUGAGAAGACUGAGGAUGGCAGAGAGAUUCCACCCAAUGACAGCGAAGUUCCCGAGUUUUACGGAGAAGGAAGCAUUGACUGCGUAACGAUGAUAGACGACUCGCACUUCAUAACAGGCUCUGAUAACGGCAAUAUUUCCCUGUGGUCCUUGUCGAAAAAAAAGCCAGUCUUCACUGAGCGUGUUGCUCACGGUAUUGUCCCACCCCCCUCUCCAUUACAAAUUUCGGCAGAGAAGGACGAGGCAAAACGUGAAGCGCAACUACAAAACAAACAAAUAGCACAGCCACACUGGGUGACAGCCCUGUACGCAAUUCCUUACUCCAAUGUCUUCAUCUCAGGAUCAUGGGAUGGGAAACUCAGGGUAUGGAAAAUUACCGAGAACGUGAGAGGGUUUGAACUAUUAGGCGAGCUUCCUGGUUGUCACGGCGUCGUAACACACAUCCAAGCAGUCGAGAGCGGUAAGCACGGCAGAGAGACUUUUCGCGUACUUGCGAGCGUUAGCAAAGAGCAUAGACUCGGUAGAUGGAUGACCAAAAUUCCCGGCGCAAGAAACGGGAUAUUUUCGGCGACAAUUGAGCAAACCGGCUUCUAA